Messenger RNA from Botrytis sinoallii, 315 nucleotides. RefSeq lists its product as uncharacterized. The record is from RefSeq and is a predicted model, not a curated record. Bases 1 to 315 code for a protein of 104 amino acids. Lineage: Eukaryota; Fungi; Ascomycota; Leotiomycetes; Helotiales; Sclerotiniaceae. The transcript is spliced from 2 exons.
AUGGAAGAAACACAACUGCAUUCAUCCUUUGUCUCAAUUGCAUUUGGCAUGUUGAAUACCGGCAAUGAAAUCAAUUUUUCAACCGCUCCAAAUCGCCCGCAUGGUAAGUCCAACGAUACUGCCAUCCGAGUCCGGGGCUCCACAACUUUCAAUUGGAAGCCCAUUCCCUUUCCCUAUUCAUGCAAGGCUGUGAAGUACAACGGGACUUGGCUUGAGGGAAGAGAUGGGCCGCGGGACAAGAUAGCUCGGCCCAGCUGGACGAACGCAAACGGAAAGGAUGUAGACUCAUAUAUACACUUGAGCAACCAGCAUUAA